This is a messenger RNA of Gryllus bimaculatus (two-spotted cricket), 1348 nucleotides long. The record is from the annotation of a GenBank genome assembly. NCBI's taxonomy places the organism in Eukaryota, Metazoa, Arthropoda, Insecta, Orthoptera, Gryllidae.
AGCACCAUCGCCUCUGGGUGGCAAUGUUCCAAUGUGUUUGAUACUCUCUGACAGUUCUCUGAUCCUUCCAGAUCUCUACGGUGGUGAGCGCCACGUGCCCACGAGUGUUAUGCAUCUAUAAGCGAAGUUGUGUUUACUUGUUAUUAGCAAACAAGUUAUUUCUUUCUGUAUUUCGGAUUCUGAAGGUUAUUGUGAAGAAUGACCAAGAUUAGGAAGCAGAAACGCAAGAAGAGGUUUCGUUACCCUUCCUCUAAAAAUCUUAAGCGGAAGAAGGUUAUGAGAGAUGCUAACAAACACACCAAAUUCUUUCCAUGUAAGGAAAUGAAAAACGAUUGGGAAUCAAAUAAAUCUGUAAUAACAAAUAUGGAAGAAAUGGGUCUUGUGUAUGAUGUAAAUAAAGCUCUUGGAAUACCUUCCAAUAAACAAGCAGCACUGGAAUCUACAACAUCUGGAAAAAAGAAGAAGAAGAAAUUGCUUCCUAGAAAAGCUCAUGUGGUUCAGAAAUUAGAAGAGAAUGCAAAUGCCCCACGUGUUGGUAAAUUUCGACUGCCUGAAGGGCAAGUGAGAUGGUUGUCAUAUUUAAUUACAAAAUAUGGUGAAGAUUACAAGGCCAUGUCCCGUGAUCCAAAGAAUCAUUAUGCUGAAACAUGGAAACAAAUAAGAGCAAAAAUUAACACUUUUAAGAAAAUACCAGAACAGUAUGAUGUAUUUUUGAAGUCUCAAGAAAAUCAUGCCAUGGAUACUAGCACUGAAAACUGAAAAACUUGUAAACAGUGGUUUAAUAUUUGAUAUUUAUGAUAUGGACAUUUGAAUUUUUGUGCAGUGUUACAGUCUUGAAUGUGGGUGCUAAGUUGUCUUCAUUUGAAUUGAUUGGAUUUGUUACAAAAAAAAAGAUUAAUUAAAGGACUUGCUGUAAUUACAGAACUACCUCUAUCUUGUGUGGUAAACCCUCUUCUUCAUUGUUUUUCAUUUUAAACCUUCGGUGGUCACAGUCAAAACUGGAACGCGAGUGGUUACAAGGUUUACAAUUGCAAUCCAUUUUUAAAAAAUUAUUAAGAACAACAUAUUACGAACAAGUAGUUCUUUAGUUCAAAUAUAGAUGAGUAAUGGGAUCUAUAACACUGACCAGUUACUAAAUGCUAUUAAAUUUAUUUGAACAUUGAUGUAAUGCAAAUUCUACAAAAUGUUACACAAAAUUGCAUGUUUAAUGCAUGUAAACAAAUAUAUGUAAGUAGAUGUUUGUGUUUGAAGUCUUGUGUUCUAUGUUUUCUGCUGUGAUAAAUGUGAUUUUGUGUUAUACUUUGCAUUAUGAUUAUUAAAUAAAGCAGAGAUUGUCAAAAGUGUUGAA